CCGCAGUCCUCCACGGUCGGGCUGGCGCUGUGCAGGUCGCCCGCUGGCGGCGUCCGGGGCCCGACGCCGAGCAGGCCGGGAGAGGCGGAGGCCACACCCCGCGGCCCAGGCGCUUCCCGCCGGUGAAUCAUCGCCCGCAGCAGCGGCUCCCGCAGUCCGCUGCAGCACCCCGGGCCCGGCCUCGCCCCAGCCGAGCGCAGCGCCCCGCCUCUCCGCGACCCCUCGCUCCGUGCCGUGCGCCACUCCCGAUCGGCACCAUGGCAGGCAUCGCCAUGAAGCUGGCCAAGGACCGCGAGGCGGCCGAGGGGCUGGGGUCGCACGAGAGAGCCGUCAAGUACCUCAACCAGGACUACGAGGCGCUGCGGAACGAGUGCCUGGAGUCCGGGACGCUCUUCCAGGACCCUUCCUUCCCCGCCCUGCCGUCGUCCCUGGGCUUCAAGGAGUUGGGGCCCUACUCCAGCAAAACUCGGGGCAUCGAGUGGAAGCGGCCCACGGAGAUCUGCGCUGACCCCCAGUUCAUCAUCGGAGGGGCCACCCGCACAGACAUCUGCCAAGGAGCCCUGGGGGACUGCUGGCUGCUGGCUGCCAUUGCCUCCCUCACCUUGAAUGAAGAAAUCCUAGCUCGGGUUGUGCCUCUAGAUCAGAGCUUCCAGGAAAACUAUGCAGGCAUCUUCCACUUCCAGUUCUGGCAAUACGGCGAAUGGGUGGAGGUGGUGGUGGACGACAGGCUGCCCACUAAGGACGGGGAGCUGCUCUUUGUGCACUCAGCAGAGAGGAGCGAGUUCUGGAGUGCCCUGCUGGAGAAGGCCUACGCCAAGAUCAACGGGUGCUACGAAGCACUCUCUGGCGGCGCCACCACUGAGGGCUUUGAGGACUUCACGGGAGGCAUUGCUGAGUGGUACGAGCUGAGGAAGCCUCCUCCUAACUUAUUCAAGAUCAUCCAGAAGGCUCUGCAGAAAGGCUCUCUGCUUGGCUGCUCCAUCGACAUCACCAGCGCUGCAGAUUCCGAGGCCGUUACGUACCAGAAGUUGGUGAAAGGACAUGCGUACUCCGUCACUGGAGCGGAGGAGGUUGAAAGCUCAGGAAGCCUGCAGAAAUUGAUACGAAUCCGGAAUCCCUGGGGAGAAGUGGAGUGGACCGGGAGGUGGAAUGACAACUGCCCCAGCUGGAACACGGUUGACCCAGAUGUGAGAGCGACUCUAACACAGCGGCAGGAGGACGGGGAAUUCUGGAUGUCCUUCAGUGACUUCCUGAGGCACUAUUCCCGCCUGGAGAUCUGCAACCUGACCCCGGACACCCUCACCUGCGACUCCUACAAGAAGUGGAAACUCAACAAGAUGGAUGGGAACUGGAGGCGAGGCUCCACUGCAGGGGGCUGCAGGAACUACCCAAAUACCUUCUGGAUGAACCCCCAGUACCUCAUCAAGCUGGAGGAGGAAGAUGAAGAUGAUGAGGAUGGGGAGAGGGGCUGUACCUUCCUGGUGGGCCUCAUCCAGAAGCACCGGCGACGGCAGAGGAAGAUGGGCCAGGACAUGCACACCAUUGGCUUUGGCAUCUAUGAGGUUCCGGAAGAGCUAAAAGGGCAGACCAACAUCCACCUUGGCAAGAACUUUUUCCUCACAACCCGAGCCAGGGAGCGGUCGGAUACCUUCAUCAACCUGCGGGAGGUGCUCAACCGCUUCAAGCUGCCCCCGGGAGAGUACAUCCUGGUUCCCUCCACCUUCGAGCCCCACAAGGAUGGCGACUUCUGCGUCCGCGUCUUCUCGGAGAAGAAGGCCGACUACGAAGUUGUCGAUGAUGAAAUCGAAGCCAACGUUGAAGAGAUUGAAGCCAAUGAGGAGGACAUUGAUGAUGGGUUCAGAAGGCUGUUCGUUCAGCUGGCAGGGGAGGAUGCUGAGAUCUCUGCCUUUGAGCUGCAGACCAUCUUGAGGAGAGUUCUAGCCAAGCGCCAAGAUAUCAAGUCGAAUGGCUUCAGCAUCGAGACCUGUAAAAUCAUGGUUGACAUGCUGGAUGAAGAUGGGAGCGGCAAGCUGGGCCUGAAGGAGUUCUACAUCCUCUGGACGAAGAUUCAGAAAUACCAAAAAAUUUACCGAGAAGCCGACGUUGACAGGUCUGGGACGAUGAACUCCUACGAGAUGCGGAAAGCUUUGGAAGAAGCAGGUUUCAAGCUGCCCUAUCAACUCCACCAAGUCAUUGUUGCCCGGUUUGCCGAUGAGGAACUCAUCAUCGAUUUUAACAGUUUUGUUCGCUGUUUGGUUCGGCUGGAAGUGCUAUUCAAGAUCUUCAAGGAGCUGGAUCCGGAGAACACUGGGACGAUAACGCUUGACCUUAUCUCUUGGCUGAGUUUUACAGUACUCUGAGGUUACACGCCUGAAGACUUCUAAUGGAAGAAAACAGUCAACGCCUGACCUUCUAAACACUUUGUAUCUGGACCUUGAACUUAAGGGAACAUUUACUUAAUCGGAUAUUAAAGAAGAAUAUAACCAUCUGAGAUAGAUGAAUUUUCACAUAUCAAAGAUUUGUGUAUCAUUAAGCCAAAUGCAAAUGAAUUGCAUAACCCUUAGGAAGCUCAAAAAAAGCUUUAUGUUUGUAAAUAGUAUAUACUUUUUAAGUCCACACAUUUUCCUGUUCAUAGCAAUAUUAAAUCAGAAAGGAAUGCAGAGAGGUUUAAAUAACUGGGCAAACAGUAAGUCAGUCUCUGAGGCCACAAGGCCUUGAUAGGAACUUUAAAAGAAAUUAAGUUUUAAAACGCAGUGGUGGCGUCUGCCACAGCAGCCCAGGGACUACCACUUGCCCUGAGCAAACUCAGGAAAUACAAUGAAGCAUCCUGAAAUAGCCUGGUGGAGACAUCUAAAGAAUCCAGGAGCCAAGAGUGGUGACUGGUACAACAGAAGUCUGAGACAAGGCCAACCUGAGCAAGACUCUGUCUCAAAAAAUAAAUGUCAAUUUAAAAAAUGCAUCCAUAAUUUGGUUCUAACAAAAGAUGGUUUUUAUACCCUUCAUGAACAGCAAGUCAUUCUUAAACUCAAGUCCUUGACCGUAUUUGGCCUUACACAUUUAAGUCUUAAGUCUUAUGAGUAGUGAGAGCAUUCUGCUCCUCACCAGCGGAACCAGGUGUCCAGUUUGCAAGAUCAUGAUAAAGGACAAACUGUUGGCUGCCUCGAAUUUUAUGUACUUCACUAACCCCAGGCAUUGUGCAUACUGCUGGGGAAGACAGGACUUAGAAGUUCUUCUUAAACAAGCUGGCUUCUUUAUCUUGGACAAAUGCUAGCAACAGACUAAACAUAUUGCCUUAUCUCCUUCCAAACAUACUGUUAAUAAAGAGUUGCGAUGCAGCCACA
This is a messenger RNA of Meriones unguiculatus (Mongolian gerbil), 3341 nucleotides long. It is a transcript of the gene Capn2, whose product is annotated as calpain 2. NCBI's taxonomy places the organism in Eukaryota, Metazoa, Chordata, Mammalia, Rodentia, Muridae. Bases 258 to 2360 code for a protein of 700 amino acids. Gene Ontology annotation, cellular component: cytoplasm. Gene Ontology annotation, molecular function: calcium ion binding; calcium-dependent cysteine-type endopeptidase activity. The record is from RefSeq and is a predicted model, not a curated record. Gene Ontology annotation, biological process: proteolysis. The transcript is spliced from 21 exons.